Volvox carteri f. nagariensis is the source of this 539-nucleotide messenger RNA. RefSeq lists its product as uncharacterized. The record is from RefSeq and is a predicted model, not a curated record. Lineage: Eukaryota; Viridiplantae; Chlorophyta; Chlorophyceae; Chlamydomonadales; Volvocaceae. The transcript has 3 exons. The annotation marks the transcript as partial.
UGCCGGAUGCUGGCAAUCUGCUCACUGUGGGCAGUGGCGACGUGUCUUUCCUACUUCACAACCCAAACUACCAGCUGUAUGUUCGGAAGUGCUAUCCGGACCUCUUCUAUGCCCUCUACGAGUCGACAAGCAAGAAGCAUGUCGUUACCGGGACGCCUGGGAUUGGAAAGAGCUACUUCUUUUAUUACAUGCUGUUGCGGCUGCUGCACAGCCCAUCGCCACCGCCCUUCAUCCUUUGGGAGCACUACGGAUUUCCUGGUGUAAUGUGGUGCUACAUGCAUGAGACAGGCCAGGUCCAGUAUUCCAGCAAUGGCCGUGUGGCUUUCUUGGAGGCGUUCCGCAAUCCCGAGACCUGGUGGGUUCUAGCUGCACAGUGCAGCACACUGAUAGUGUGCUACAGGGUGCCAUACAUACAUACCCCCGUCCAGGACAUCCAGGACAUCCCAGCCAUUUCCUUUGGCCUUGCUUUUGGUAGGGGAAUGGUUGGGAUUUACUUAAUAGCCUUUGCCCUAGCUGGGUUUUGUUCAGUUGGGACUUGA